Messenger RNA from Molossus molossus (Pallas's mastiff bat), 3512 nucleotides. RefSeq names its product pyruvate dehydrogenase kinase 4 (gene PDK4). Gene Ontology annotation, molecular function: pyruvate dehydrogenase (acetyl-transferring) kinase activity. The coding region runs from base 220 to 1458 and encodes 412 amino acids. Gene Ontology annotation, cellular component: mitochondrion. NCBI's taxonomy places the organism in Eukaryota, Metazoa, Chordata, Mammalia, Chiroptera, Molossidae. The transcript has 11 exons. The record is from RefSeq and is a predicted model, not a curated record. Gene Ontology annotation, biological process: protein phosphorylation; regulation of glucose metabolic process.
UUGAAUCUCAAGCUACUUACUGCUCUUCUGACUCACUGCCGGACUCCUCUACUCCGAGACACCCCUGAACCUCAGCACACACCGGGGUGCCACCAGCCCUCCAGCACACCUGCGCUCCACGUCGGGACACGCCCGCUCCCUUCCAGGUCCCGGGCUCUGCUCCUUGCAGCCUUCGCCCUCAAGACAGCCCAGCCCCUGCCAGGACCGGUGGGCAUCGAGAUGAAGGCGGCCCGCUUCGUGCUGCGCGGCGCCGGCACGCUGAGCCGCGCCAGCCUGGUCCCCCGCGAGGUCGACCAUUUCUCCCGCUACAGUCCGUCCCCGCUGUCCAUGAAGCAGCUGCUGGACUUCGGUUCAGAAAACGCAUGUGAAAGAACUUCUUUUGCGUUUUUGAGACAAGAACUGCCUGUGAGGCUUGCCAAUAUUCUGAAGGAAAUUGAUAUCCUUCCUGAUCGAUUAAUUACCACCUCUUCAGUGCAGCUAGUUAAAAGUUGGUACAUCCAGAGCUUGAUGGAUUUGGUGGAAUUCCAUGAGAAAAGUCCCGAAGACCAGAAAACAUUAUCAGAAUUUGUAGAUACUCUCAUCAAAGUUCGAAAUAGACACCAUAAUGUAGUUCCCACAAUGGCACAAGGAAUCAUAGAAUUUAAAGACGGUUGUACAGUUGACCCCGUCACCAAUCAAAAUCUUCAGUAUUUCUUGGAUCGAUUUUACAUGAACCGUAUUUCUACCCGGAUGCUAAUGAACCAGCACAUUCUUUUAUUUAGUGACUCAGAGACAGGAAACCCAAGCCACAUUGGAAGCAUUGACCCAAACUGUGAUGUAGUAGCAGUAGUCGAAGAUGCCUUUGAGUCUUCAAAGAUGCUUUGUGAUCAGUAUUAUUUAACAUCUCCAGAAUUAAAGCUCACACAAGUGAAUGGAAAAUCUCCAGGGCAACCGAUUCACAUUGUGUAUGUUCCUUCUCACCUUCACCAUAUGCUCUUUGAACUAUUCAAGAAUGCAAUGAGAGCAACAGUUGAACACCAGGAAAACUGGCCUUCCCUCACACCGAUCGAGGUGAUUGUUGUCUUGGGAAAAGAAGAUCUGACAAUUAAGAUUUCAGACAGAGGAGGUGGUGUUCCCUUGAGGAUCAUUGACCGCCUCUUCAGUUAUACGUACUCCACUGCACCAACACCUGUGAUGGAUAACUCCCGGAACGCUCCUUUGGCCGGUUUUGGUUAUGGCUUGCCAAUUUCUCGUCUCUAUGCCAAGUACUUUCAAGGAGACCUGAAUCUCUACUCUUUAUCAGGAUAUGGAACAGAUGCUAUCAUCUACUUAAAGGCUUUGUCUACUGAGUCUGUAGAAAAACUCCCAGUCUUCAACAAAUCAGCCUUUAAACACUAUCAGACAAUUACUGAGGCUGACGACUGGUGUAUCCCAAGCAAGGAACCAAAGAACCUGGGGAAGGCAAAAGUGGCUGUGUGAAGAGGGACACGCUGCACACCGUACGGGAUCAAAGUGGGUCUGUGCCAAUGCAGCUUCCUGAAUGUUUGCAUGCAAAUUCUUCUUCCCUGGGACACCGACAGCAGCAACAGAAACUCCUUGAUCAGAACACUGAGGGGAAGAGGAACAAAGCUCGUGACCCAGGCGAGCACAGAGCAGGGCGACAGGAGUUAACAGAUGGCCAGCUCUUUAUUCUUUCAACGUAGGUUUGUAUCGAACCCCGGAGAAGAUUUCAUCUCCUUAUCAACAGGAAUGGAAGAGAAAGUGAAGUGAAGAUAUAGGCGAUCAGUUUCCACAGACUGAUAUUUUAGACCUUUGGUUGAUACCAUAUUAGUAAUUUAUUGAACAUCGAGUGUCCAUUAUAUCAGCAUUUUCCUGCCAUCCAAAGGAGUGGGGCUUAGUUUAUACUAUAUGACUAGAAAUGUAUGUAUAUGUACAUUUUGUAUAUAUCUAUAUGCUCUAGGGAGGAAAAACUGGUGACUAAGAUAACAUACACUUUGAAUGACGAAUGAGUCAAAACGUUUUAUUCAAAGUUGCGACCAAGGCAUUGAACCUGUGUGAAAACUUCGAAGAAAGCCUCUUCUGAUAAAUGCAGGGCCUUUAUUAUGCUGCUUUCCCUGUUCACACAUCACAUAGUAAGUGAACACUUAUUGCCAGGUGCCUAGUCUUGGGUGAAUUUUAAAAUAUGCACUGAAUUCAGAAUGUUGGCAGUUGGAGGGAGAGAAGAAUUGUCAAGGUGAGAGCAAAACUCUCACUUUGCUUUGUUUAUAAAUGAAACAAUAGGUUGGAACACUGAUGUUAGGGAAAGAAACCAUGCAUUCAGAGCCUAACUCAGAGAGAUGGGCUGUUCUCCACCCUGCAGUGGUGGUAAUUCACAGGCAUCCAUUUUCUAGGUUUAAAAAGAUGUAUUUUUGAUACAUUUAAUUAUACUCUCUACACUCCGGCAUUAACAUCUCUGCAGAAACAAUCCUAAUUAUCAAAGAAUUCAAGAGCAUUAGAAUUUAAAUACUUCCUGGAGUGUUUUUAACAAGGGGAGUAAGAAGAUUUCAUGCCAGGAUGUUUUCAUCUGUGAAUCAUUGAGAUUGAGAGCUAAUGAAUGACAGCUGUAAUGCGUAAGGAAAUUUUGUGGAGUUCAGGUAUAAUAUGCAGGUUGAUGGGGCAGCCUAGUACAUUACUCUUAGAGAAGGAAUGAAAAAGCAAAAAAAGGAAGGAAGGAAGGAAGGAAGGAAGGAAGGAAGGAAGGAAGGAAGGAAGGAAGGAAGGAAAGGGCAUUUUGCUAUAUUCCCCACAAAUCAUUUCAAGAAAUAAUCCAUAUUUUCAUGGACAAAUUAUUGGCAAGAGGAUGAAUUGGUAUCUGAAAACAGUAUGACUUCUUGCAAUGGCUCUCUUGCUCUUGUAAGAUAAUAGGCUUUAAAGAGAUAAUAAACUCAUGUCAAAUCGAUGUUUAAACUGGGAUAUGGAGAAAACUAGGCUUCUCAAAAAUAAUCAGGACUGUGUACGUGUUCCUCAUUUGUAUUUAAUUUUGACAUGGCCUAGUGUUGUGGUGCUUCUGGGAGUGGCCAUAGAAGCCUCAAACCCUUUGUUUCGAAUUUCAGAUUUUAUCAUCAGAAGUCUUGAUAGGGACUUUUCUUGAUGAUGGGAUUUUGGUUUACGCACUUAUGAAUUACACAAAACUAUUUGCAAUAAGUAAUUUUAAUUCCCAGUUUUUACUGAAAUUUAAACAUUUUUGCAUGUAAAUACUUGUAUUUACCAAAGAUUUAAAGCAGUUGAUUAAUUAACCCAAACACUGUAAACUAUCAUUAAAACACUAGAGAAAAAGAAAUGUUGGUAUCUCAAUGACAUCAGCUGUGUAAAUGGCGUUCUAUAAAAUAGAAAUAGACUACACGGAUAUUUGUAAAACUUAUGAAAGAGCAUUAAGAUUUUACUGAAUAGAUGCUGAAUGUUCAGACCCACUUAAAUCAUUCAUGUAUAAAUUGUAUUUUUGCCUUUAGGUUAUGUACAGAGAAAUGUGAUAAUUUUGAUAAUAAAUAUUUUUA